Messenger RNA from Gastrolobium bilobum, 966 nucleotides. RefSeq names its product protein ALP1-like. Lineage: Eukaryota; Viridiplantae; Streptophyta; Magnoliopsida; Fabales; Fabaceae. The transcript has 3 exons. Bases 1 to 966 code for a protein of 321 amino acids. The record is from RefSeq and is a predicted model, not a curated record.
AUGGACAGAAGGUGCUUCUUUAAAUUGUGUGAGUUAGUAAAAACUGUUGGGGGGCUUGAACCAACGAAGCAUAUGGGUGUAGAAGAGAUGCUUGCAAUAUUUCUUCACAUUUUGGCACACGAUGUGAAGAACAGGAUAAUUAAAAGACAAUUCAUGCGGUCCGGUGAAACAAUUAGCCGACAGUUCACGAAUGUGUUGUUGGCCGUCGUUCGUUGUCAUACAGUUUUACUGAAGAAACCUGUACCAGUACUUGAGAACUCCACUGAUGAAAAGUGGAGGUGGUUCAAGAAUUGUUUGGGAGCUCUUGAUGGGACACACAUCAAGGUAAAUCCUUUACAAGCUGAUAAGGCUAGAUAUCGCACUCGGAAGGGAGACAUAGCAACCAACGUGCUAGGGGUUUGUUCGCAAGAUGCUCAGUUUAUUUACGUAUUGCCUGGAUGGGAAGGAUCAGCUGCAGAUUCGAGGGUCCUCAGAGAUGCCAUAGCUCGUAAUAAUGGUUUAAAGGUUCCAAAAGGUUACUAUUAUUUGUGUGAUGCUGGUUACAUGAAUGGUGAAGGUUUCCUUACACCUUAUAGAGGGCAAAGAUAUCAUCUCAGUGAGUGGAGACACGGGGCACAACCAACAACAGCGAAGGAGUUUUUUAACAUGAAACAUUCUUCUGCAAGGAAUGUCAUAGAACGCUGUUUUGGGAUGUUGAAGGGGCGUUGGGCGAUUGUUAGGUCGAAGUCAUUCUAUCCGGUUAAGACACAAAUCAGGAUUAUAACUGCAUGUUGCUUGCUGCAUAACCAUAUCAGAAGAGAAAUGGCCUUUGACCCAUUAGAGGAGCAUGAGGUGGACCUUCAACCGGUUCAAGACGAGAUGGGAGGAAAUGAUAUGAUCACUCACGUGGAGUCAUCCAAUGCAUGGUCACAACUGAGGGACGAUAUGGCGCAACAAAUGUUUAACAACUGGAGGAGACGUGUUUGA